Molecule: messenger RNA, 3391 nt
Organism: Culicoides brevitarsis
Lineage: Eukaryota; Metazoa; Arthropoda; Insecta; Diptera; Ceratopogonidae
Gene: ValRS
Product: valine--tRNA ligase
Exons: 5
Coding region: 144-3269 (1041 amino acids)
Biological process (GO): valyl-tRNA aminoacylation
Cellular component (GO): cytoplasm; cytosol
Molecular function (GO): ATP binding; aminoacyl-tRNA deacylase activity; valine-tRNA ligase activity
Source: RefSeq, a predicted model, not a curated record
CACACAAAAAAAAUCGUGCCACGAGACACACGCUUCGAAAGUGAAGGGAAAUUUCUAAUUUUCCAACUUUAAAACAAAUAAAUCGAAUUUUUAAAGUUAAAAAACAAUAUUUCCGCAAUUUUUAUUGAAAAAUUUAAAAAAUCAUGUCAGAACCGGAAAAAGUUGUCGAAGCAAAUGGCGAAGGAGCUCCGCAAAAAUCGGCGAAACAAUUGGAACGGGAAGCCAAAAAGGCAGCUAAAAUCGCAAAGUUGAAUGAGAAAAAGGAGAAAAAAGCUGCUGCGCCUCCGCCAGCUGCCAAAGAAAAGGCUGAGAAAAAGACGAAAGAAGUGAAGGAAGCUGUUGUUUAUACGGGAAAUACAGCGCCGGGUGAGAAGAAGGAUCUUUCGAGUCCCAUGCCAGAUGCUUAUAGUCCGCAAUAUGUCGAAGCUGCGUGGUAUAGUUGGUGGGAAAAGGAAGGAUUUUUCAAGCCAGAAUAUGGGCGUGACUUAUCAAAACCCAAUCCAAAAGGCAACUUCGUGAUGGUAAUCCCGCCUCCAAAUGUCACGGGCUCCCUCCAUUUGGGCCAUGCCUUGACAAAUUCCAUCGAAGACGCCAUCACUCGUUGGCAUCGCAUGAAUGGGCGCACAACACUUUGGGUCCCCGGAUGCGAUCACGCCGGCAUUGCCACGCAAGUUGUUGUCGAGAAAAAGUUAUGGCGCGAACAGCAACUAACACGUCACGAUUUGGGUCGCGAAGCAUUUAUCGACAAAAUUUGGGGAUGGAAAAACGAAAAAGGCGACCGAAUUUAUCAUCAACUCCGUAAAUUGGGCUCGUCUUACGAUUGGAGUCGUGUUGCCUUCACAAUGGACCCAAAAUUGUGCAAAGCUGUUACCGAAGCAUUUGUUCGAAUGCACGAAAAUGGAUUAAUUUAUCGCAGCAGUCGAUUAGUGAAUUGGUCUUGCACGUUAAAAUCCGCAAUUUCUGACAUUGAAGUCGAUAAAGUUGAAAUUCCCGGGCGAACGUACAUGUCAAUUCCCGGAUAUGCGGAUAAAGUUGAGUUUGGGGUCUUGAUUUCGUUCGCGUAUAAAGUUGAAGGCACGGAUGAAGAGAUUGUUGUUGCUACAACGCGUGUUGAAACGAUGUUAGGCGAUACUGCAGUUGCUGUUCACCCCAAUGACGAGCGUUACAAGCAUUUACACGGCAAAUUUGUCGUUCAUCCGUUCUGUUCGCGUAAAAUCCCGAUCGUUUGUGAUGAAUUUGUUGAUAUGAAUUUCGGUACGGGCGCCGUGAAAAUCACUCCAGCUCAUGAUCCAAACGAUUAUGAUGUCGGAAAGCGUCAUAAUUUGCCUUUUAUCACAAUUUUCAACGAUGAUGGGUACAUUGUUGGCGAUUAUGGCGAAUUUACGGGCAUGAAAAGGUUCGAUGCACGUCGCGCUGUCAUCGGCAAACUCAAGGAAUUGGGAUUGUACAAAGAAUGGGUCAAUAAUCCGAUGGUUGUUCCCAUCUGCAGUCGUUCAAAAGACGUCGUUGAACCGCUUAUCAAGCCUCAAUGGUACGUCAAAUGCGACGAAAUGGCAAAAAGCGCCACAGAAGCUGUCAAAAAUGGCGAACUCAAGAUCACGCCGGAAUUUCACACGAAAAUUUGGUAUCAUUGGAUGGAUGGCAUUCGUGAUUGGUGCGUUUCGCGUCAACUUUGGUGGGGACAUCGCAUUCCCGCGUACAAAGUUAAAAGUUCAAAACUCCCCGAGGAAGCGGGUGAUGUUUGGGUUGUCGGACGCACCGAAGAAGAAGCUCAAAAGAAGGCAAUGGAGCAAACGGGACUUGCAGCUGCUGAUUUUACCUUGGCGCAAGACGAAGAUGUUCUCGACACGUGGUUCAGUUCGGGAUUAUUCCCCUUUUCCGUCUUUGGAUGGCCCGACAACACGAAAGAUCUCGAUCUUUUCUACCCAACAUCACUUUUGGAAACGGGACACGACAUUUUGUUCUUCUGGGUUGCGAGAAUGGUAUUUUUCGGUCAAACACUGCUUGGAAAACUUCCCUUCAAAGAAGUUUUCUUGCAUCCGAUGGUUCGUGAUGCGCACGGAAGAAAAAUGUCAAAAUCGCUUGGAAAUGUUAUCGACCCGAUGGAUGUCAUUACGGGAAUUUCUCUCGAAGGGUUGCACGAACAAUUGUACGAUUCGAAUUUGGAUCCGAAGGAAAUUGAAAAAGCUAAAUUGGGACAAAAACAAGAUUAUCCCAAUGGAAUUCCCGAAUGCGGUGUUGAUGCGAUGCGUUUUGCGUUAUGCGCUUAUUUGACGGCAGCACGAGAUAUAAAUUUGGAUAUUCAACGUGUUCAGGGUUACAGAUUUUUCUGUAAUAAAUUGUGGAAUGCGACGAAAUUUGCGUUGAGAUACUUUGAUGAGAACGAGAAAAUUGAAGUUCUCACGGGAUUGACGGGAACUGAAUCCAACAUCGAUAAAUGGAUUUUGUCACGUUUGGCUUACGCAACAGAUGCCUGCAACAAGGGCUUUAAACAAUACGAAUUUGCUGCUGCAACAACAGCUUGUUACAACUUUUGGCUUUAUGAAUUGUGUGACGUCUAUUUGGAGUGCUUGAAACCAACUUUCUUAUCGGGAACGGAUGAUGAAAAAUCAAUUGCUCGUCGCACACUUUACACUUGCUUGGAUUACGGUUUGAGACUUCUUUCGCCGUUCAUGCCUUUCAUCACGGAAGAGCUUUUCCAACGUUUACCGAGAGCUAAUACGGCAAUUCCGAGCAUUUGUGUUGCUCCUUAUCCAGAUGCCGACAUGACAAGUUCCUGGCUGAACGAAUCAAUCGAAAAAGACGUCGAGUUCAUGCAAAAAGCUAUCAAAAUUGUUCGUUCCGCUCGCAGCGACUACAACUUGCAAAACAAGCAAAAAACAGAAGCCUUCGUCGUUUCCACAGACGACUAUUCAAAAACUGUUUUCGCAAAAUUCGCCACAGACAUUGCAACAUUAGCGUACUGCUCAAAAGUCGAAAUUACUGCUGAACCGCCAGCUGGUUGCGCAAUUUUAACUGUUACGGGUUCGUGCGAAGUGCAUUUACUCCUUAAAGGCUUAAUUGACCCCGAAAAGGAAAUCGCCAAGUUGCAAAAGAAGAAGGAACAACUCGAAAAAUCCGUCGAAAAUACCAACAAGGCGAUGUCUGUUCCGGAUUACGCCACAAAAGUCCCCGCUGAGGUUCAGGAGGCCAACAAGGAAAAAAUCGAGCAAUCUGAGAACGAAAUUAAACGUAUCAUCGAGGCAAUGGCUACUCUUAAGACAAUGUAAAAUGUGUCGUCGAUCGACAAUAAUUUAUUUUAAAAUUUUUUUUUUUUCGUAAAUUAAAUUAAAGCUUUUUUUUAUUUUUUUGUGAAAAACAGAUAAAUUGAGAACAAGUGCAUUUCAAAAAA